Molecule: messenger RNA, 2598 nt
Organism: Neolamprologus brichardi
Lineage: Eukaryota; Metazoa; Chordata; Actinopteri; Cichliformes; Cichlidae
Gene: ccdc175
Product: coiled-coil domain containing 175
Source: RefSeq, a predicted model, not a curated record
GCUCCAAGAAGAAGCUACGAAAAUGCAGGAAUCCCUUCUCAGCCAAAACAAGUCCCUGUACCUGGAGCGGGAUCAGGCGAAGGCUAACCAUGAUACCACCAUGGCUACUCUGAAUGAUCUACUUCCCCUAAAGUACAGCUCACAGAUGCAGCUGAACAUGACGUGGGAGAAUAUAGAGGAGCUGAAGUCCUGCAUUGCUGGCGUCGAGCAGGACAGGUUAACCCUGGAGCAGAACAUGAAGCUGGAGAGACAAGCCUCCUCCGUGAAAAGAAAUGACCUCUUGAAAGAGGUGAGAAACGCUGAGGAGCAGACAGAGCAGCAAAACCACCUGAACAGGAGUAGCAGAAGAGAGCUGGAUAGCAUUACCAACAAGAAAGACAAAGCCCAGGGACGGCUGGAUGAGCUGAUGGAUGAGUUGGGUAAGGUCAAGAACAACAUACACAGACUGAAUGUGUCACGGCACCAUCAUGAGGAGCAGCUGGAAGGGGAAGUCCAAAAGCAACGGGAGCUGAGGCAACAGAGGGAUCUGCUGAAGGAGGAACUGCAUGAGUUGGAGGAAGCCUUCAGCCUCACUGUGCAGAACUUGCAAGAGGAAAUCGUCACAAUGGACAGUAAAAUAAAGGAGGGCAGCGCAUCAAAACAGCAUUUCGAGGCAGCGCUGACUCAGGUCUGUGAGGUGUUCAAGCAUCGGCACACUAAAGAGAACUUGGUCAGGGCUGAUUAUCAGCAGGUCUCCCAGCAGCUGGAGUGGUCCAGGCUGAAGCUGGAGGAGCGUAUUGCCUCCAUCAUCAAGUAUGGCAGGGAGAUCAAAGAGAUGGAGAAGCAGAUCAAAGAGCUCAAGGAAACUGAUGUAAUUGACAAGCGUCUCGUUGAGAGGAAUCAGGAAGAGCUACGCAGCAACAUGGAUGCAGGAGAAAAGAAUGUGGGCUGGCUUCAGGAGGAGAAAAAGCGACUCCUGCAGCUCCUGAAGGAGGCAAAGAGGAAACAGGAGGAGCAUAUUGAGAAAAUGACAUCUGACAUCAGUAGUACCCAGAGAAGAUAUGAGGAGCUGCUUCAAAAAAAAGAAGCGCUCCUGAGGCAGGAGCCCAAGACCACUGAUGCCAGCCUCCUGAUGAGGCAUGUGACCCGGUCCAAGGAGGAGUACGAAAGGAUCGAGAGCCGGCAGCGCCAGGAGUUAAAGAAGCUCACCACUGACGUCGACAAGGUUGCUCAGAGUGUUAAGGAGAAGCAGAGGGAGGUGGAGGAGAAGGAAAAGAUUCUGAAGAAGGUGGAGGCCGAGUGGAGCGAUGAGCAGAACAGGCACCACAGGAUGGAAGAGCUUCUCAAUGAGCUGAGGAAGAGGAGGAGUGAGCUGGAGCUUUCAAUUCAGGCACUGAAGGAGAAAACCAGUGAACUCCUUCAGCCCAAAGAGGAAAUGAAGGCUGAGCUGGAGAGGCUGCAAACAUGCCACAUCAACACGCUCCACAGACAGGCAUCUGAGCUGAGAGCCGUGGAGGUGGGCAUCUACGACUGCGGUGUGAAACUGGAGCAAGUCACCGUGGAGAACAGCAGGCUGCAGUUCCAUAUCAGUCAGAUGACGGAGGACAUCGAAACAGCCAAACAGGAGGCGCACAAAUACUGGCAGGAGGCUCAGAAGUUCAGGCAAGACACAGAGGCAUUAUGGGAAAGCUUACAGCAAGCCUGGGCGGAGGAUUUAAUGUUAACCCAGGACCACGAGAGCAGUGAAGGCAUCCUGUUCAUGUCGAUCAGUUCUCUGCUUGAACAUCUGAAGAAUCGGAAACAGCAGUUAGGAAACUUUAGCACGCUCCUUCACCAACAAAUGCUCGACUUCAGCAAACGACUGGGAGACAAGACCACAGCGAAACUAUGCAGCUGACUUGAUCCAGGAUGACAAGUGGACUGACUUCAGGAUGUCAGUCUGCUGUCUGUGCACAGGCAACGUUUGAGCCUGAUAUUAACCUGUAAUGUGGACAAAAAAAAGUUUGGUAUAAGAUGAAGAUAGUUUGAAAUACGUUUUUGUUGUGGUUGGUUCACUUUGUUUCUUGACACAAUUAUCUGAAAAAUGUUACCAGAGGUGGUGCUCGGUCCAAUUUAAAACUGAACUUAUGGAGUUGAUGAAUUUUUGAAAGUGGUUUUUGUUUGCGAGAUGGGCAUAAUUGCACUUCUCGUGCACUUUCACAAAUACAAAUCAUUUCCUGUGUGACUCCUACCAGCAGAUGGCAGAAUAGAUCUGGCUUUUCCUCAGCGUGACCUUUCCCCGCAGUUACAGGGUCAAACGCACACCCACUUGUACUUCCUCUCAACAAAAACAGGCAUACACAUGUAUCCACAGGCAUGUACUCAGAGGGUUAAUACUGGUUUACUAAGACGGAACGAAAAACAAGGCUGCAGCUGCCAAAAAGUCAGUUUUAAGAGGAAGUCGUCAUUUUAUUCCAGUAAAGAAGGUAAGUCUCCAAAAAACCCAGAAGUAAACUUUACUUUGAUCUAAGGUAUCUGUAGCUUUGUGCUUUGGCUGAACCUUCGUUUAUAUUUAGACAGUUUUGUUCAUGUUUUUAGUAUCUUUGUCUCUAAAUAUAUCUGCUUAUCUCGUGUUCAGGA